CUUUGUUUCUUAUCUUCGGUGAAGGUCGAGCCGAGAUCGUUGAUACAUUAUUCAAAUUGCUGUUCGAGCGCAACACGGGAAGUUAUCUGAAUAUUCGCGACCUAUUCGUGUUCCUCUCUGCCAAAUGUCUACCCGACGGAAGCAGCCGGUGUCGUCUGCGGCCGCCAGUGGUGGAAACGCUGUCGACAAGUUGAAGCAGGUCGAUUCCGAUUCUUCACACGUAACAGGACGAUUAUUGCAUUGGAAUGAGAUUCCAACGUGGCAGCAUGACAACGAAUUCAUACUAUCGGCCUAUCGGCACACUUCUGGCUCAAUAUGGACAUCAUUUGAGAGUCUUCUCUACUUAAACAACCAGACGAUAAACUCUUAUUCACACUACCUUGGAGCGAUUGUAUUCGCCCUAUUGCCUCUUUAUUUUCACUAUGCUAUACAACCAACAUCACCAUACGCUCGGACUGACGACCUUAUCGUGGUUGCCAUUUACUGUUACGGAGUGUCAAUCUGCUUCACUCUUUCAGCGACAUUUCAUGUCCUUUGCAACCACAGCUGUUCCGUUGCCUUGUAUUGGAAUAAACUUGAUUACUUAGGAAUUCUCGUCUUGAUGUGGGGAGCCGGGAUUCCAACUAUCUACUAUGGAUUCCUUUGCAAUCCAUAUCUUCAGCGAAUAUAUUGGUCGAUGACAACAGGCACGGCGCUGUGCUGCACUUACAUGACCCUACAUCCGCAUUUUGCAUCACCUGCCUUCCGACACUGGCGCGCCUGUUUCUAUGCUGGUUUUGGAUUCAGUUCGAUUAUCUUCGUGAUCCAUGGGCUGCUCUUGUUUGGAUGGCAGGUUCAGAAAGCACGCAUGUCGUUGGUCUACAUGGGCUGGAUGGCGACAGCAAAUAUCACAGGGGCAUUAAUUUACGCGGCGCGUAUCCCUGAACGGUGGGUACCAUAUCGAUUUGAUAUAUGGGGCGCCAGUCACCAAACGUUCCAUGUGGCGGUCAUGGUCGCAGCUUGGAUACAUUUCCGCGGGCUCGUACAGGCAUUUCAAAUUGUGAGAUCUAUGCCUGAAACGUGUUGAUAUCGACGAGAUAUGUGUGCAUGUUAUCAAGGAGUUUCAUUGAAACCUGGAAGCGCAUGGAUCUCGGAGGGGUUUGUUGUGUUGAGAGUUGAUGAUGACAUAAAAGGGGCGGAACGUUUUGACACACAGACGGUGCUUUCCCCACCAAAAGUUCGGGCAUUCCCAGGGAUUUCCAAGAUUUUGUUUGAGGAAUGCAGGAAAGCUCGAACGGUUCGGACCCUUUAACGCAAGCCGGACCCUGACUACUGUGAGAGAGCCCUGGAGAGCUUGCGGGAGGAGCUCCAAGGAAUUGUUUACAUGUUACAAGUAUACUAUAGAGUUGUUUCUACCUAGAAAUAAUAACAACAUCCUGUUCCAAUA
Molecule: messenger RNA, 1426 nt
Organism: Dissoconium aciculare CBS 342.82
Lineage: Eukaryota; Fungi; Ascomycota; Dothideomycetes; Mycosphaerellales; Dissoconiaceae
Product: mPR-like GPCR protein
Exons: 5
Coding region: 125-1066 (313 amino acids)
Cellular component (GO): membrane
Molecular function (GO): signaling receptor activity
Source: RefSeq, a predicted model, not a curated record